Molecule: messenger RNA, 1383 nt
Organism: Dictyostelium purpureum
Lineage: Eukaryota; Evosea; Eumycetozoa; Dictyosteliales; Dictyosteliaceae
Exons: 2
Molecular function (GO): GTP binding
Source: RefSeq, a predicted model, not a curated record
CCAAUUAUAGCUAUUAUAGGUAAACCUAAUGUUGGAAAAUCUACUAUAUUUAAUAGAAUUAUUCAAGGUCAAAGACAGGCAUUGGUCGAAGAAAUACCAGGUACAACUCGUGAUCGUUAUUAUGGAGAAGCAUUUUUAUAUGGUAGAGAAUUUAUAUUGGUAGAUACUGGUGGUUUAAUUGGUGAACCAAAGGAUGAGGGUGAAAAAGAUCAAUUUCAACAAGUAAUUCAUAGCCAAGCAGAGAUUGCAAUAGAAGAAUCAGAUGCAAUUUUAUUUGUUUUGGAUUAUAAGAGUGGAAUUACCCCAAUCGAUAAGGAGUUGGCUAGAAUGCUUAGAAAAAAGAAACAGUCACUUAAUGGUAAACCAAUUUAUAUAGCGGUAAACAAAGCAGAUAAUGUUGUACAGCGUUCAGAGGGAUUCGAGGAUUUAAAAGUACAGGUUACAAGAUUGGGUUUCGGUGAACCAAUGCCAUUCUCUGCAUUACACGGUGAUGGUGUUCAUUCAAUGUUUGAAACAAUUCUAUCGAAAUUCCCAUACAUGGAUUUAUCAAAUGAAAGAAUAGAGCAAGAACUUGGUCCAGGUCCAAUUAGAAUAUCAAUUGUAGGUAAACCCAAUGCAGGUAAAUCGAGUUUAUUAAAUAAGAUUAUAGACGAGCAGCGUUCAAUCGUUUCUGAUAUUCCAGGCACAACACACGAUCCAGUAGAUUGCAACUUUUUAUGGAGAGAUAAACACGAGCUUUGUUUAGUUGAUACAGCCGGUAUUAGAAGAAGAUCUACUCAUAAAGUCGGUUUAGAAAAGUCAUCUGUAUUAUGGGCAUUAAAAUCAAUAGAAAAGUCGCAUGUUGUGUUCCUCGUAAUCGAUGCUACAGUUGGUAUCACCGAUCAAGAUUUAAAGAUUGCUAGUUUUAUUAUGGAAAAUAGAAAGAGUUGUAUCAUACUGGUUAAUAAAUGGGAUUUGUAUUUAAAGAAUAAAAAAACUAGAGAAGAGCUUUCAGAUCAAUUAUUCUUUCACAAUUUCCAAAAACAAAAUACAACAAAUUUUGUUCCCGUGUUAUUCACCUCUGCUAAAACUGGAUUUUGUGUACCAACUGCUAUCGAUCUUUCAAUCAAAGUAUUCUUUGAAAGAGAAAAGAAAUUAAAGAUAAGUCAAUUAUUACAAAUUAUCAAAGAGGCCACAUUUAAACACAAGUUCCCAAAGAAAGGUAAAAACAGUUUAAAGUUAAAAUAUGCAAUUCAAACCAAACAUUUCCCACCAACAUUCUUGUUCUGGGUUAACAAUCCAGAGGACGUAGAUCCUUCCAUUGUCAGAUAUCUCUUAAAGUCAAUCAGAGAGUUCUAUCCUUUCGUAGGUACCCCUAUCUACAUCAAGUUUAGAAGAAACAAA